Lolium rigidum is the source of this 5452-nucleotide messenger RNA. RefSeq names its product protein EXPORTIN 1A-like. The transcript has 35 exons. Gene Ontology annotation, cellular component: cytoplasm; nucleus. The record is from RefSeq and is a predicted model, not a curated record. Gene Ontology annotation, biological process: ribosomal large subunit export from nucleus; ribosomal small subunit export from nucleus; protein export from nucleus. Bases 110 to 5134 code for a protein of 1674 amino acids. Gene Ontology annotation, molecular function: small GTPase binding; nuclear export signal receptor activity. Lineage: Eukaryota; Viridiplantae; Streptophyta; Magnoliopsida; Poales; Poaceae.
CCAGCCGCCGCGUCCCCUAGGGUUCCGGCGCCGCGAGCCCCUCUACACCGUCGCCUCUCCAGCGAACUACGCCUUAACCCCCGCCUCUCCUCUCAACCCCAAAGUCGCCAUGGCGGAGAAGCUGAGGGAUCUGAGCCAGCCCAUCGACGUCCCGGUGCUCGACGCCACCGUCGCCGCCUUCUUCGGCACCGGAUCCAAGGAGGAGAGGAAUGCUGCAUACCAGAUAUUACAGGAUCUGCAGAAUAACCAGGACAUGUGGCUGCAAGUGGUCCACAUCCUGCAGAAUUCGCAGAAUUUGAACACGAAGUUCUUUGCCCUCCAAGUACUUGAAAGUGUUAUUAAGUACAGGUGGAACGCGCUGCCGAGUGAACAACGUGAUCGCGUGAAGAAUUACAUAUCUGAUGUGAUUUUUCAGCUCUCAAGUAAUGAGGUUUCUUUCCGAAAAGAGAGGCUUUAUGUUAAUAAGCUCAACAUUAUAUUGGUGCAGUUUCUGAAGCAUAAGUGGCCAGCCUCGUGGGCAUCCUUCAUUUCUGACCUUGUUGCAGCGGCAAAGAGUAGUGAGACAAUAUGUGAAAAUUGCAUGGCUAUAUUGAAGCUUGUAAGUGAAGAGUUUUUUGAUCUAUCAAGAACUGAAAUGACAUCACAUAUGAUUGAGGAACUCAAGUCUUCACUUAACAGUGAAUUUCGUCUCAUCCACGAGCUAUGUUUGUAUGUCCUAUGUACACCACAAAGCUCUGAGCUGAUCCGUGGUACACUGGCUACGCUUCGCGCUUUCUUACCAUGGAUUCCUGUUGGAUUUAUCUUCGACUCACCGUUGCUGGAGACGUUGCUGAAGUUCUUUCCUAUGGCUGCUUAUCGGCAUCUUACACUUCAGUGCCUAACAGAGGUUGCUGCUCUUCAGUUUGGUGAUUUUUAUAACAUGCAGUAUGUGAAUAUGUACACAAUUUUCAUGAUGAGGUUGCAGGGUAUUCUUCCUCCUAGAUUAAUUCCCAAUGCCUAUGCUAAUGGUUCCAAUGAUGAACAAGCAUUCAUGCAAAAUCUGGCACUCUUUUUCACUUCCUUCUUUAAGAGUCAUAUACAUAUACUGGAGCGGUACCCUGAAAAUAGAGAUUCAUUACUCCUCGGUCUUGAGUAUCUUAUUGGAAUUUCAUUUAUUGAUAACACUGAGGUUUUCAAGGUGUGUUUAUAUUACUGGAAUGCAUUUGUGUCGGAGUUACUUCAAGAACGCAAAAAAAUCGAGCCGGCAACAGCAGCUGUAAGCAUGAUGGCACUUCAGGCUGAGAUGAUUCCUAGAGCUGUUGAUGGUACUAGUACAGCUGUUGAGCAUAGGCAGCAGCUUUAUUCAGGCUCACUGUCAAAAUUACGAGCGUUGAUGAUUUGUCGGAUGGCAAAGCCCGAGGAGGUAUUGAUUGUGGAAGAUGAAAAUGGCAACAUUGUACGUGAAACAUUGAAAGAUAAUGAUGUCCUUGUCCAGUAUAAGAUCAUGAAGGAAAUACUGAUCUAUUUGACUCUUCUUGAUCAUGAGGAUACAGAGCAGCAGAUGUUGAAGAAAUUGACAAAACAAUUGAAUGGGGAAGACUGGAGCUGGAAUAACCUCAAUAGUCUUUGCUGGGCUAUUGGAUCAAUAUCUGGUUCUAUGGUUGAGGAACAGGAAAAUAGGUUUUUGGUAAUGGUAAUUUGCGGUUUGCUGGAUCUCUGUGAAAUCACCAAGGGGAAAGACAAUAAAGCUGUAAUUGCAAGCAACAUCAUGUAUGUAGUUGGCCAGUAUCCAAGAUUUCUCUGGGCUCACUGGAAGUUUCUGAAGAUAGUCGUGAAGAAGGUGUUUGAGUUCAUGCAUGAGAUGCAUCCUGGAGUUCAGGAUAUGGCAUUUAAUACUUUCCUGAAAAUUGUUCAGAAAUGCAAGCGCAAGUUUGUGACACAACAGGUCGGCGAGAAUGAACCACUUGUUUCUGAACUGCUGUUCAGCUUUACUACAACCUUUCUUGAUCUGGAGCCACACCAGAUUCAUACUUUUUAUGAAUCGGCUGGCCACAUGAUUCAAGCUGAAUUGGAUAAUACUAAGAGGGAUGAAUACCUCAAGAGAUUGAUGGGCCCUACUAAUCAGAAAUGGGCAAAAAUUAUUGGCCAGGCAGGCCAGAGCAUUGAUAUCCUGAAGAACCAAGAUGUUAUCAGAUCUGUUCUUAACAUAUUACAGACAAACACAAGCGUGGCGGCUGCACUUGGACCACACUUUCUCCCACAAAUUUCAUCAAUCUUCUUGGACAUGCUAACAGUUUACAGAAUGUACAGUGAGCUUGUAUCAAGCACUAUUGCUGAAGGGGGGCCUUAUGCAUCAAAGUCGUCAUUUGUAAAGCUCUUACGAUCUGUCAAGGGGGAAACAUUGAAAUUGAUUGAGACUUUUUUGGACAAAGCUGAAGAUCUACCGCACCUUAGGAAGCAGUUUGUUCCUCCAAUGAUGGAUCCUGUUCUUGGUGAUUAUGCUAGAAAUGUUUCUGAUGCAAGGGAAUCUGAAGUUCUGUCCCUGUUUGCAACAAUCAUAAACAACUACAAAGCUGAAAUGCUUUACGAUGUUCCUCGUAUAUUCGAUGCUGUUUUCGAGUGUACCCUCAAGAUGAUUACUGGAAACAUCGAAGAUUGUCCAGAGCAUGCUGUUAAUUUUUUUUCUUUGCUUCGUGCUAUUGGUACCCAUUGCUUCAAAGCAUUAAUUCAGCUUUCAAGUCAGCAAUUGAAGCUUCUGAUUGACUCAAUUAGUUGGGCAAUAAGACGUACAGAGAGAAACAUUGCCGAGACUGGCCUUAGUCUUUUGUUGGAAAUUCUGAAGAAUUUUCAGACUUCAGCAUUCCAGAAUCAGUUUUACAAAACAUAUUUCUUGAGUCUUGAGCAAGAGAUUUUCUCAGUAAUGAUUGAUUCAUUUCAUAAGCCUGGUUUCAAGCUUCAUGUUUUAGUGCUACAACACUUGUUUUGCGUGGUUGAUGAUCUAAAGGAGCCUCUGUGGGAUGUUUCCACUAUAGAAUAUAAAUCAAAUGCUGUGUUUGUCCGGGAAUACACUACAAAUCUUGUUGGGACAUCAUUUCCUAAUAUGAUGGCUGCUAAGGUGUCAAUGUUUGUUGAUGGGCUUCUUAGCUCAAGACAUGACCUUACAACCUUUGAAAGCCAAACAAAAGAUUUCCUGGUGCAAUCGAAGGAGUUCUUGGCUCAGGAUAACAAGGAUAUAUAUACGGAUUAUGCCCAUGAGCAAAUUGGUGCCUACUUGAGGGGGCUAUCAGGUCCAGUAGCCAAAGAAAUUGAAGGUUAUCUUAAGGAAUUGUUGGAUCCUGAUAUGCUGAUUAGAAGGCAUGGUAUGAACAAAACAACUGCGCCUAUGAAUGGGCUAUUUAUAAUCUGCAUGGAGCUUCUGGAUAAAGCAUUCCGUAAUGCACAGUUCGCCCACAAGAAGAUCAGACUAGCUAUCCAGCGCCUCCAAGAAGCCACUGAUGGGUGUAUGGACCCCAAAGGUACUAUUUAUAGUGCCAAGGAGAUUUCCUCGUAUGCUUUGAGUGGACCACUGAGGGAAGUCGAGAACACAUUGAAUUCUGUGAGAGAAAAGUUUGCUGAGUAUGUGUCUUUGGUUGCGAAAAAGGAUUGUGAGACGAAGCAAUUCAAUGAGUAUAUGUUUGAAGGAGAGGAGAUAUAUGGCAUGUUGAAAUGUGCUAUAUCUGAUGCCAGAUAUACAUCUUUUGGCAUAGAAAGAUGUUUGACCUUGGAAAGACAGGAAGAGGAGUGCGUUUAUGAGACCAAUGAGCAACUGCAAGAGCACUUGGAGAGAGAGGAGCAGCAAUGGUUAGAUGAUGUAGCGGAGCACAACAAGCUGUUCACAGCCGAAGGGAAAGAAAGAAUCAUCAGUAUCAUUAUUUAUGCUCGAGAAGCAUUAGUUUAUCUUGAAAAAGUUGCAGCAGCGCUUCUUAGAUGGAGUGUGAAUCAGAAGAGACUAUUUCAGCUAGUUCAGCAAACAGAGGAAAAAAAUAUUCAUGACGCGGAUCUGAUUGGAGCUGAGGCCUUUUCAACUGAGAGUGGAAGGAGCGGCUACAUCACGGUGAACAACAGGUCAACACCAAAUGGUAUGUAUUUAGAGUCCGAUCCAUUUGAAAAUGGGGGAUACAAGUGGAGAUUGCGAUGCUAUCUAAAUGGUAUGGGAGAUGCAACUGUAGGUUUCAUUUCAUGUUUUCUGCUAAUUGAUCCGGAUCAGUACCUGGGUGAUCAUAAUGUGGAAGCAAACUUUGAGUUCUCUUUCAAAGAAAACUUCACAGCGGUUUCAAUUCUUCAGGGUAGCAAAACUGCAGCAGAAACAAUACUUUGUGAUGCACAUGAGGGCAGCAAAUUCCGGACCUCUAGUAAAUAUGGUAAUGAAAAGGUGGUCCGUCUAAAAUUUUGUCCUGAUUGUUUUACGAUCCAGUGCAAUAUUGAUAUUGAUGACUCAAGCUGUAGAACUUCCUCCAUGGCUACAUUGCUGGAUAUUGGAUAUGCAGCUGAUAUAGAAUUUCAUGUUAGUGGAGAGAAGUUCUUGGCACACCAAUUUAUUUUGGCUGCUGGUUCACCAGUUUUCUUUGCUGCUUUAUGUGGUGAGAUGAAAGAGAGUGGCGGCACAUACACUGUUGAGGAGAUGGAUCCAUUGGUCUUUAAAAUGAUGUUGGAGUAUAUGUAUUCUGGUCAUGUGACUGGAAUAAAUGGAGAAGAAACAGAUACACUUAAGGAGAUUUUAGUUGCUGCUGACAGAUAUGAUCUGCCAGGGCUAAAGCUCAUAUGCGAGGACAUCCUGACAAGAGAAGCUCACGUUGAUCCCAAUCUAUGGGAAUUCGCUCGAACCUAUAAUUGCAACCAUUUGCAGCACUAUUUGAUGAAAAAUGAAAAGGUUGAUUUGACAAUUGAACUCUCUAGGCGUGAAAGGUUUGUGCAAGGUUCUUUGUGUACCACUGAUUCUGCUAAACAUGUUGAAUUCCUUUCUAUAGAGGAGCUUGCCACUACUAGGCUUCAGGAGGAAGGAAAGACAGACCAUGCUAGCAAAGACUUAGAUCACCUUACUUUGAUCUGGCAACAGAGAGAGGAAGCUGCAAAGAAUCACGAAGAGGAAAAAGCUGUCAAAGAAGAGGAAGGCUGAAGCAUGCAUCCCAAGCUAGCCAAACAACGGUGGUCCAAGCUUGUAUGAAAGAAACCAUUGCAAAAUAUGAUUCUGGAUACAUACAUAUUGAAUAACAGAUUGCGCAGUUUGUAAAUUAGCUGGCAGAAUUGAAUCUGUGAUUAAAACAAAUUAUAUGUCGACCACGUGCUGGAAAGAUCAUCGUUAAUUCACACCAGUAGUCUGAUGAAAGUAGAGCCAAAUUAUGCGCGCACACUUUUAGCUGCCAUAAUUUAGUAGAGACAAACUGUAAAGCAUGCAUAUACUUCUAUAAUCGUAAAGUUUUGGAAAAUACAGCGA